This is a messenger RNA of Topomyia yanbarensis, 1857 nucleotides long. Its product is annotated as probable cytochrome P450 6d4. The transcript has a single exon. The coding region runs from base 41 to 1579 and encodes 512 amino acids. Gene Ontology annotation, molecular function: monooxygenase activity; iron ion binding; heme binding. The record is from RefSeq and is a predicted model, not a curated record. NCBI's taxonomy places the organism in Eukaryota, Metazoa, Arthropoda, Insecta, Diptera, Culicidae.
AAUCUAUUUCUACAAUUCCACAAUCCAGCAUCUCUACAAAAUGAUUUCCUGGAUCAUACUUGCCGUGCUUGCAGCACCGGUCGUUUACCUAUUGUUACUGCACCACUUCAGCUACUGGAAGCGUCAUGGAAUCGCUCAACUGGGACCUUCGUUCGUCUUCGGUGACGUGGGCCAAUUCAUACGACAACAGCACUGCAUCGGAGUGAUGUGUAGUAAACUGUACGAAAUCAGCAAAAAUCUACCAUACGUGGGAAUCUACGUGUCAUUUCGCCCGGGAAUGCUAAUCAACGAUCCACAGAUGAUAAAAGACAUUACGGUACGCGAUUUCGAACAUUUUCACGAUCGAGGUUUACACGUGAAUGAGGAAAAAGAUCCCCUGAGUUGCCAUCUGUUUGCGCUGGGUGGAGAAAAGUGGAAACAUCAUCGAUCCAAACUCAGUCCAACGUUUACAUCCGGGAGGUUAAAGGAAAUGUUACCAAUAAUGAUGGAUGUUGGAAAGGUCCUGCAAAAGCAUAUCGAAAAACGAGCCGCUGUAGAAAAGGUGAUUGAUAUGCGGGAAGUUAUGGCACGUUACACAACCGAUAUCAUAGCAUCGGUCGGGUUUGGAAUUAAGAUCGAUUCUAUCAACAACCACGAAGAUAUAUUUCGACAGAUGGGUACCCGAGUGUUUUCUACGUCACUUAAAAAUUCGCUUCGUCUAGCAAGUACGUUCUUCACGCCCAAGCUAAACUCGGUGCUAGGCUUUAAGUUCAUCGAUCAAGAAGUGGAAGAUUUUAUGAUAAAUGUCGUAAAGGAUACAUUGGAACAUCGAGAAAGCAAUAACGUAAUCAGGAAGGAUAUGAUGCAGUUGUUACUCCAACUGCGUAAUCUUGGAACGGUUUCCAUCGACGAACGGUGGGAUAUCGGAGUGCCCAACUCACAUAAGCAGUUGUCGUUGGAGCAAGUCACCGCUCAUGCAUUCGUGUUUUUCACUGCUGCAUAUGAAACAUCUUCAACCGCGAUGUCAUUUUGUUUACACGAACUAGCUAAGAACAAAACUAUUCAGCACAAAGUACAAAAGGAAAUUGAUCACGUUUUAUCACAAAGUGGAGGCAAUCUAACAUACGACAACUUGGCGGAAAUGAAAUAUCUGGAAAGUUGCAUCGACGAAACACUUCGAAAAUAUCCCUCUGUUCCCUUUCUGAAUAGAGAGUGCACCAAAGAGUAUCCAAUUCCAGGCACCAAUGUUACAAUCCCGAAGGGUACCCCGAUAAUUAUUCCUGUAAUGGGCCUGCACAAUGAUCCUAACUUCUUUCCGGAACCGGAAAAAUUUGUCCCAGAACGAUUCAGCGACGAAAAACAGGCAACUAGUAAAGCAUAUAUUCCAUUCGGAACCGGUCCAAGAAACUGCAUUGGAAUGCGAAUGGGAAAAAUACAAACAAAGGUGGGUCUAGUAUCGCUGCUGUCCAAGUUCAACUUUGAUUUGGCUGAUGAAGGACAGAUGAAUAAAGAGCUGAAGUUAGAUCCACGUUCCCUAAUACUGAUGCCGGUUGGAGGCAUCAAUUUGACAAUCACGAAGAAAAUCGAUUCCCGCGAAUAAAAUUGUUUUUAAGAGAAAUAAAAUAAAAUCGCAGGCACGUAUUUUUUCAGCGCGAAAUAAAAAUUUGAUGGGCGGCCUGCAUCAGAGAUAACGGGGUAAUGCUAGACAGGAUAUCGUCACAGUUCAUGCAUCACUUCCAAGGAAUCCAAUCAUAUUCCAGAUAACUAAAUCAUUUUGAAAUAUCCAUCGUUUGAUAAGUUUUCAUGGAAAAAGUCUAACCCAAUUACUGCAAAAACCUUUAGCUGAUGGUAGCUUUGUAUCACACAUUAAAAUAUUUU